GUUUUAACCUUUUUUUUUAAUUCAUUGAGAAGGAUUUAUAAAACAUACAAAGUGAAAUAUUGCCGGUGUGGUUCCACAUUUCGCAAAAAUUCAUGUAUUGUUGCCGUAACAUAAACUUUGAGUUGCUUAAAAUUAUAAGCUAAUGAGUUGCUGGUAUUGCUGCAAUACUAGCGAACCAUCUAAAACCCUAUCGAAUACGGAAAAGGAAUUAAAUCUUUUAGCGACUAAUGACACAUUCUCUUCUAUAGUUCAAAAUUUCGCCAUGGCAGCUACAAAAGGAGGAAUACCUACGACGAUUUACAAUGAAGAAAAAAAAGAAUUAUGUGAUUAUUUACUAAAAAUGGACAAGUAUUUAUUGGAAAUUACAUUAGAAAAAUUACAGAAACCAUUGAUGCAAUCUGAACCACAUGAUUCUCGCGUGUAUCAAAUUGACCAGAUUACGGGAAUAUGGGUGUUAGACAAAGAAUCAACACAAACAGACUUAGCAGCCACUUCUUAUCUAUCAUUUAACAAAUGUCUUCUGAUACGUUUUGAAAAUCCUGUUCCCCCGAUAUGUUUUAUUUUCACUUCCUUGUAUGAACGAGAUCAGUUUGCAAUAUGCUUAAAAAUUAUCAAGCGAUCUUUUCCUCACAACUACGCUAUGAAAGAAAAUGGUACCUUGUUGUAUGUUAUUAUAUUUUCUUUUUAACUGUGAGUUCCAUGUAUUUUUCCAAGUGUGAUUUCUUCGUAACAUUUCACCUUAUACACCUCUUUCAAUAAUGGAAUGAUCAGCUUUAAGGCAAACGCAAUGGAGUAGUCUAAUGGAUACAGAAAAAAAGAUAGCGUUUUUCGUCACAAUCUAAUUUUUUUCCAUUUUGAAUGUAACAAUCUAAAAGAGAAAGUCUUAACCAGUCUGAGGAAAACCUUUUAAUCAUCUUAUUAGACACUA
This is a messenger RNA of Hylaeus volcanicus, 928 nucleotides long. RefSeq lists its product as uncharacterized. Lineage: Eukaryota; Metazoa; Arthropoda; Insecta; Hymenoptera; Colletidae. Bases 143 to 688 code for a protein of 181 amino acids. The record is from RefSeq and is a predicted model, not a curated record. The transcript is spliced from 7 exons.